AUGACUACCAACUCCCUGACUAAUAUAGAGUCAGAUACCCACAACAGAAGUCAAGCUACUAGCGAUAGCCACUGGCCAAGACGCUGGAGUUCUCACUCAAGUAUUCAAGGCCUCACACUGCCAGUCAGGGCUAAAGUCGAUGUCCCCCCUUCAAUUACUCACAGCCCCACAGUCAGUAUCAAAAGCGUUGAAUCAGUCAUCUGGCCCUCCCAGGAGAGUUUCAAAGGCUCUGUGGACAGCGCCCAAUCCAACCAAAGUACUCUAGAAAAUAAUAUCCAGAGCACACAGGCAAGCAGAUCCAAAGAGAUCAGUGCUGACAGGUUUCAGAACAGGGGUAGACACAGCCAUUCACAGCUGCCCAUGGGCUGGCGGCUGCUGCAUGGAGCCAAGAAGAUCAGCCGUCAACUGAGUCUGGCACUAAGCCUGGUUGGCAUGAUGAUCAUCGGUUUCAUCUCUCUGGGCCAGCCCUGGAUCCACUUCCAGGUGCCACUCGGACCUCCUGAGCACCCUGAUGGCUUCUUGACCAUCCCCAUCAACACUGCCCUCUUUGUGCAGUGCCCUGACAUCUCCUGCCUACAUGAUUACGACCAGAAUGUUUAUUUGCUGGACUUUGCCUGGGCCUUUCUCGUCCUCGCCAGCAUCGCCAGCUUCUGCCUCUGCAUUUUACUCAUAAACAUCAUCUUCUUCACCAGCUCCAACUUGUCCAUGCUGGACUUCUCCAACGUCAUCAUCAGCCUCCUGGCAGGGACCAGCAUCAUCUUGGGUGUCCUGUUCUACCUGCUGCAGGCCAGGGAGUACUUGCAGGAAGGCAUGACUUACAAGCUGGGGCUCAGCUUCUACCUGGCAUGGAUCGGCGUCUUUGUCUUCCUGAUGACUGGCUUCUUUUCCUAUCUCAACUACAUGAAUUUCUGGUCCAUCCUGGCGCUCCAGGCCGUCUGGACUUAG
This is a messenger RNA of Enhydra lutris kenyoni (northern sea otter), 945 nucleotides long. Its product is annotated as outer dense fiber protein 4-like. The record is from RefSeq and is a predicted model, not a curated record. The transcript is spliced from 5 exons. Lineage: Eukaryota; Metazoa; Chordata; Mammalia; Carnivora; Mustelidae. Gene Ontology annotation, cellular component: plasma membrane. The coding region runs from base 1 to 945 and encodes 314 amino acids.